Symbiodinium sp. CCMP2456 is the source of this 576-nucleotide messenger RNA. The record is from the annotation of a GenBank genome assembly. NCBI's taxonomy places the organism in Eukaryota, Dinophyceae, Suessiales, Symbiodiniaceae.
GCGACCAUUCAGAUCCUCCAGAAGCUGGAGAGCACUUCAGAGUGGAAGAGCUACAUUUACGGCGAGUAUGCCUUCCACUACAUCGUGGACCAGACCCUGAACCUCUGGUUCGUGUGCAUGGCCGAGCGGCUCCUAGGCCGGCGCAUCCCCUUCGGCUUCCUGCAAGCGGUCCAGGAAGGCUUCUGCGGCUGCUACGGACAUGAGCAGGUGGAGAGCGCCAUCGCCUAUGGCAUGCAGGGGGACUUCCGGGAGCAGCUAAAGAUUCUCAUGGAGAAGUACAACUCUCCGGAAGUGGACCGCGUGGCCUCGAUGAUGGCCAAGGUGCAGCACAUCAACGACCACCUCAUGGACAGCAUCGACAAGAUCCUCGAGCGGCAGGAGAAGAUCGACUUGCUGGUGCACCGCAGCGAGGUUCUCUCUGCGUCUGCCAGCAGCUUCCGGCGGGAUGCAGAGCACCUGCGGCGCCGGGUGUGGUGGCAGAACGCCAGGACAAUGGCCGUGAUGGCCUGCGUACUGGUCCUCGUCAUUCUGGUGGUGGUGCUGUCUUCCUGUGGCUUCUCCCUCUCGCACUGCUGA